AUGGCGAGAGCCGUUGGAUCUGUCACGAGCCAUCAUCAAGUGGAUAAUAACGAUAUCUACGCCUUCUGCCCGCUCGCGACUUCCGCGGGAGGCAUCCCCACGCCGCGCUCCCAGAGAUUAAGCGAGUCAGGCCUCCCCGGAUCGCGCUCGUUCUCGUCUACGAUUGUCACAGCGAUUUUCAACAUCUGCCGGAUGGAAGCCGGGCAAAAGGAAAUUUUCUCCGAGGGGGGGCUGGAGUCUCUUGUGGACGUCCUCCGGGCAGCAGAAAACAACGAAGCUGCCCGGGAAAACGCGGCGGCGGCGAUUUUCUGCCUGGCGAACACAGAGGAACGAAAGCAGCUGGUUACUGAGAGAGGAGCGUUACCACCGCUGGUGGGGUUGCUGCAGACUAGUAGUGUGAGAGGGCAAAGAGAUGCUAUUCUGACCAUCUGGAGUCUGGUUAGGUGGCUCUGUGCGUGCUCUCUUUAUGGCUUCCCGGGUGACACAGCAGCGGGUGAUGCGGGGUGUCAUAGUGAGGCAACAGCAGCAAGAGCCGGAGCAGGAGCAGGAGCAUCAGUAGCAGCAGCAGAAGUAGGAGCAGGAGGAGCAGGGGAAGGGGAGGAGGAGAGAAGCAGUGAUGCCACAGAGGCAGCAGAUGGUUCAGGAGGCAGCAGGGGGGGCAGCAGAGGGGACAGUGGGAAGGAGAGCAAGGAGGUUAAUAAGGAGCGGGAAGAGCAGGAUGAAGAGGAAUCCGAACCUGUGAGAAAAUCCGUCACUAUCGCUGAUUUCAUCGCCACUGGUGCAGUGCCUGUUCUCAUCGGGCUCUUACAGUCGUCGGAUCAAGGGCUGGAGGAGCGAUCAAUGGCCAUCCUUUCUCUCCUCUCCAAGUUCCCCGAAGGCCGGCGGGCCAUCUGGGAAGCAAAUGGCGUGGAGGGGGUUUGUGACGUGCUGGAGAUGUCGUCUCAGAGGGCAAAGGAGGAGGCAGUGGCAACGCUGCUACGAAUGGCUGGGAGUGACACGGCGGUUAAGGCGGUUUUGGUUAGGGAAGGGGUGAUCCCUGCGCUGUAUAAGAUUCAUAAGGAGAGCGAGGGCAAUGCAGGGGUGAAGGCUAAGACUCUGCUUGACAUGCUGCGGACCACCUGGAAGUAA
Closterium sp. NIES-65 is the source of this 1128-nucleotide messenger RNA. The record is from the annotation of a GenBank genome assembly. NCBI's taxonomy places the organism in Eukaryota, Viridiplantae, Streptophyta, Zygnematophyceae, Desmidiales, Closteriaceae.